AUGGCUGAAGAAAAUGCAAUGUCCUGUAGGAUACUGCAGACACUAGAAAAUAUUCUGAAGAGUGACCCUGAAUUGCAGGAAUUUGGAAUUAUUCCCACAGAAGAUAAUACAAGAAACAAGUCCCCAGUUGUAUAUGAAGAACAUAAUCUUGGCUUAGAAUCCUGGUGUAUAAAACAUGUUUAUCAAUAUGCCUGCUCCACACUUUUCCAAAAUAGAGAACUCCUGUUGCGAAACAAAUUGGGAUACAACAAAAUGGAAAAUAUGAAUCACAUUCUCAUUGGUGCUAUUCUUAUCAAUCCAGAAUGUACCACAUUUUGGAAUAUGAAGAGAAAUUUAGUUGAAAAUGAUAUACUGAAAAUUGAAGAUGAGCUACAUUUCAGCAAAAUUGUCUUAACUUUCAAAAGUAAAUCAUUUGAAUCAUUCUCUUAUCGGCGUUGGUUAUUGAAAAGGCAACUAGAGAAGUUUUCUGCUAAUAAUUUAGAAAUUCCAAUGAGUUUGUUGCAAAAUGAGUUUGCAGUUACCAAUAUGGCAUCAGAAAAAAUUGCCUGUAAUUAUCAUAGUUGGAAUCAUCGCCUGUGGUGUAUGGAACAUAUUGCAUCAAACUGUCAAACUAUUUCCAAUAUUAUUUACUCUGAGCUAAGUUACAGUCAGGAAUGGAUUAAUAACCACAUUUCUGAACACACAGGAUAUCAUUACAGACAGUAUUUGAUAAAAUUGGUAAGGGGUCAUAAAAAAGUUGUAGCUGUAUAUGAUUCUUACUAUAACUUUGUUGUGAAAUCUCUAUUGAAAAUGAUGAAUGAUGGAGAUUAUUCAAAUCUUCUUACUUAUCUGAUGGGAAAACCAAGUAGGACCAGAAUUUUGGAAGAAAAAUGUUCAUAUGUAAACUAUAUUAGUAUUCUGCUUUAUGAUCUUUGUGUUCUUGUUGAUAAACUCAACAACCUGUACCCUGAACAUGAAGCAUUGUUUUAUCAUAGGAGGUUCCUCGUGUAUCACUUGUUGAAAGUACCAUAUGAAUAUCAUGGCUUAGAACUUGAAGCAAAAAGUAAAAAUCAGUUCAAUAUACUCAUGGUUGAGAAUAAAAAUAUCACUGAUUCUAGUACAGUGGUUAAUGUUAGUGAAAAUGUAGAUAACAGAUGGCCAAAACUAUUCAAAAUGUCUCCAAAAUCAGAGCUGUACAAUCUCUAUGGGAUAGUCUCUAAUUGUGAAAAAAGCUUUGCUUCUAAAAAUUGUAGUGUUCUGCAGAUUGCCAAGUAUAGGAAAUGGUUGAAACAUGUUGUUGGAUUUGAUUGA
Messenger RNA from Phaedon cochleariae (mustard beetle), 1290 nucleotides. Lineage: Eukaryota; Metazoa; Arthropoda; Insecta; Coleoptera; Chrysomelidae. The record is from the annotation of a GenBank genome assembly.